Sitodiplosis mosellana (orange wheat blossom midge) is the source of this 2202-nucleotide messenger RNA. RefSeq names its product ras-like protein 2 (gene Ras64B). The record is from RefSeq and is a predicted model, not a curated record. Bases 563 to 1174 code for a protein of 203 amino acids. Gene Ontology annotation, biological process: signal transduction. Gene Ontology annotation, molecular function: GTPase activity; GDP binding; GTP binding. Lineage: Eukaryota; Metazoa; Arthropoda; Insecta; Diptera; Cecidomyiidae. The transcript has 4 exons. Gene Ontology annotation, cellular component: plasma membrane.
AUACCUUUUCUAAAUCUUUUAACAUCUAAAGUAUACAAGAAAAUUUGUUAUCAAUACCCAAUCGAAUGCACUGUCAACCUAUUCAAAAACUAAUACCAAUUUUGAUAUCGUUCUCCUCGCAACUGACAGCGCCCUCAUGCAUUGACAAUCACAUUUGCCCGAACUACACGUUCAAACAUACACAAACGCUGGUGGGUUCCCAUUCAUACACAUAUCCACACACUCAAUCGUAAGAUUCAAAUAGUAUUCAGUGUAUUUGCCGACAAUAGCACCGUAGGAUCGCUGAGCGCGAGUAUUAAUGAAUUACUGAAAGAAGUAAGAGCGAUACGUUCGGGUCGAGUAUAGAGAAAGAAAAAGUGCCUUAGCCCAUAAGCGACACAAAUGUUUUGAUUUUAGUCGAUCGCAGUGUGUGUGGUGGCAUUUAGUGGAUAAAUUGUGUAUGAAAAUUCCAAAAAAAGUGUGAAACAAUCGAAAAGAGUGGUUGUUAAGAAAAAAGUGCCAUUGAAAAUUUUGAUUGUGAUAAUUCAAUCGAGGAGAGAGAAAAUAAAAAUAUUGAGAGAAAAUGUCGCGAUAUAAUCAAUCAUCUGGACCAUCGAGUCACACCCAAACGUAUAAAAUCGUUGUUGUCGGGGGAGGCGGUGUAGGCAAGUCAGCAAUAACAAUUCAAUUCAUACAAAGCUAUUUUGUUACGGACUAUGACCCAACCAUUGAAGACUCAUACACAAAACAGUGUGUUAUCGAUGACGUACCCGCUAAAUUGGAUAUUCUCGAUACAGCUGGACAAGAGGAAUUCAGUGCAAUGCGUGAGCAAUACAUGCGAUCGGGUGAAGGUUUUUUGCUCGUCUAUUCGCUGACAGAUCAUAAUAGCUUUGCCGAAAUUAGUAAAUUUCAAAAACAAAUUCUACGCGUUAAGGAUCGAGAUGAAUUUCCAAUGUUGCUGGUAGGAAAUAAAUCGGAUUUGGAACAUCAACGACGGGUUUCGUUGGAGGAAGCGCAGCAGUUCAGUUGCUCCGUUGGAAUGCCAUACAUUGAGUGCAGCGCAAAAUUACGUAUCAAUGUGGACCAAGCGUUCCAUGAGCUCGUGCGUAUCAUUCGCAAAUUCCAAAUAGCCGAACGGCCCUAUGUUGAAGACAACUACAAACGCAAAUCGAAGAGAAAGUGUUGCAUUUUAUAAGAGAGAAAGAGAGAGAAACAACCAGCGAAAGACCAUUCACACAAUUCCGAUUCGCCUCAUCCUCAUUGUAUUUACACACCACUACCACCAACCACCAACAGCACAGAAGACAUCAAUCCUUCUGGCCAAAAAAAAAACGAUUCAUACCAUUUUACCAGUUCACAUUGAUUUUUACAAUGAGAUUUAGCUCUAUUAUUUUUACACAUGGACCAUGUGUCAUGGUUGUACCCAACUAUGUUUUUUCCCUAAUUUUUUUUUCGUUUCACAUUCUUUUUUAUGUUUAAUUUUGUUUGAUGUUUUAAAGAACAACCACUUAAUUAAUUUAUUUAAACGAUCGAAAGGAGUCAUUCUUUUCAAUGCAACGAAGUAACUUAAUGUAGAUCGAAAGCAUACCCUUUGUUUUGCAUCUUUUGUAUUUUGAUGAACAAUUUGAUUGUACUUUUGUUUUUGGAACAGCUUCCUUUUUGAAAAUGAGAGCUGUGUGUUCAUUGUUGCACCUCACAAAAAUCGCGUUUCCUAAAAUUAAGAUAUAGACGUGCCUUCUUCGAUGUUUGUAGAAUCGAAUUGUUUUUUUUAAUCUAUUUUUUUCACAAUUUUUCAUUAGAAAACCUGAUAAUAUUUUGAGAAAGAAAGUACAAUGAAAAUUUUAAAUAAAUUGUGUGUGCGAUUUGAUAUCGCAAAAAAAACAGAAUAGCCAUUUUAUGUCCAUAUUCAAGAACAAGCAGCUUUACUUGUAUAAAAAAAUUAAUCAAAUCAGCAAACAUGUAAUAGACCGCGUGCAAUUAAAAAAAAGGAAAUAUACGUGUCAUAUCAGACAUAGAGAGAAAGUAUUUUAUACCUAACAUUUACACUUUAGAACGAAAAAAAAAUAACUGUAGACUCAACCGAAAACUGCCAAAUUCUUGAACGAAGCAAAGCCAAAUGUAGCAUCACUUGGACUUUGUUUCGACACUUCACAGGGAUGUGAAAGAGAGAAAUCUGACAUUUAAGCCAAUAAAGAAAUACAACAUUAAAAAUACUAAACCAAA